ACCAGCACCUUGUUUGAUCUCCAUUGGAAGCGUCCGUCUUUCCUCCAUUAUUACGCAAUGACUCAAGCACGACCGUUCAAGAAGGUUAUUGUUGUCGGCGCAGGUCCAGCCGGCUUGCUGCUGGCUAUCCUGUUGGCCAAGGACGGCGUCCAAGUCCAAGUCCUGGAAGCGGCCGGUGAUGUCGAUCGCAGGCCGAGGGCGGCGUACUACGGAACCGCCUCGAUUCCCGACCUGAAGCGAGCGGGAGUCCUGGACGAGAUUCGAAGCCUCGGGUUCCCGCCCACAAGCUUCACGUCGCGACAGUUCGGCGGCGACUACACCUGUCUCGGCCUUCUGGACACCAACAUCAUCGCCGACGUCGACGGCCAGGACUUGAGGUCGGCCUGUCUUCCGCAGCAGGACCUGCUUGAGAUCCUCGUGCGCCGGGUCGAGAGCAACCCCCUUGCCAAGAUUUCUUGGAAGCACAAGGUUCUCGGUGUCGGCCAUAACCAGCAAAGUGCCUGGGUCGACGUCGAGACGCCCGAGGAGGGAAAGACAACGAUCGAGGCGGACUACGUCGUGGGCUGCGACGGGGCACAUAGCGUCGUCCGGAAGAGCCUGUUCGGUGAUGAGUUUCCCGGAACCACAUGGGAUGUGCAGCUGGUUUCCACCGACACGUACUAUGAUCUUGAAAAGUUUGGUUUCACGCACGCAAACUUCGUUUCCCACCCAAAGAAUUUUUUCAUAGCGGCCAAGCUCAACAAUGAAGGACUUUUCCGCAUCACCUACGCGGAACCAGUCGACAUGUCGUACGAGGAGGUGGAGAAGAGGCUUCCUAAGCGUCUGGAGGAGAUCCUGCCAGGAAACCCAAAGCAGGGAACCUACAAGAUGUUGGGAUGGGCUCCCCACAAGAUCCAUCAGAGAUGCGUACCGUCCAUGCGUGUGGGACGCAUCAUGGUGGCGUCUGACGCCGCCCACCUGUGCAACCCGUUGGGUGGGUUGGGCGUCACCGGCGGCAUGGUCGACGUGGGUGGGCUCGCCGAUUGCCUUCUUGGCAUCUGGCACGGCCAUGCCGACGAGUCCAUCCUGGACCUCUGGAGUGAGAAGAGGAAGGAGAAGUGGUACAAAAUCACAGACAAGGUAACGACUGAUAACUUCAUGAAGACCACCUGCAGAUACCCCCUGGAAAAGCUCCGCCAGAGACCAGAAUGGACAAAGAGCGAUGAAGCGCGGAAAGAGUUCCUUCUUCAAAGACUUGGGUUGCGAUAUGACUUCACCCAGCAUUACAUCAAGGCCACUGCUGUUUAAGAGUUGGACUUUAGAAAUAUUUUAAAAAUCACCCUG
Messenger RNA from Colletotrichum destructivum, 1323 nucleotides. Its product is annotated as Putative FAD-binding domain, FAD/NAD(P)-binding domain superfamily. Gene Ontology annotation, molecular function: FAD binding. Lineage: Eukaryota; Fungi; Ascomycota; Sordariomycetes; Glomerellales; Glomerellaceae. The coding region runs from base 58 to 1287 and encodes 409 amino acids. The record is from RefSeq and is a predicted model, not a curated record. The transcript has 4 exons.